Entrophospora candida is the source of this 387-nucleotide messenger RNA. NCBI's taxonomy places the organism in Eukaryota, Fungi, Glomeromycota, Glomeromycetes, Entrophosporales, Entrophosporaceae. The record is from the annotation of a GenBank genome assembly.
GUACUUUUAUGAAGGAUUGUAUGGACUCAUUCCUAGCUAAAGGUGCAGAUAUUGAAAUAUUAGGAUUUCAAUGCAUUGAGUAUACUGUGGAUUUUUAUGUGAUGGAUUUAGCUGGUAGGGCUACUUACACAAUGUCACAUCUAGGACAAAUCAAGAUUCCUGCAGAUUUCAAAGAUAUUUAUUCAUUCAUUGAUGAUAUAGGAUUGCUAUUAGGAAUAAAAGAUAUCUUUACAAGAUCAUUUAAUAAUUUUUAUGAAAAGCUUCGUGUACCAAGUCAAUUGGAAAUAAAACCUACAUUGAAGAAAAAAACAUUAAGCACUGAAGAAUUUGAGAAGUUGGUCAGUAAAACAAGAGAUAGAAAAAGGUUGUGUCCAUUGUGGUAUGGAA